AUGGCUAAAUCUCGUGGUGGUAGUGCCGGUGAUGGUGGUGAUGCAGCUGAUCGUGUUUAUAAUCAAAUUUUAACUGAAAUGGAUGGUAUGCGUGCAAAAAACAAAGUUUUUAUUAUUGGUGCUACCACCAGAAAAAUAAUUAUGCAUAAAGCUAUUCUUCAAUUAGAUCGUCUGGAUCAUCUUAUUUACAUUCCAUUACCAGAUGCCCAGGUCCAAUAA
This is a messenger RNA of Rotaria sordida, 219 nucleotides long. NCBI's taxonomy places the organism in Eukaryota, Metazoa, Rotifera, Eurotatoria, Philodinida, Philodinidae. The record is from the annotation of a GenBank genome assembly.